Molecule: messenger RNA, 3139 nt
Organism: Vitis riparia (riverbank grape)
Lineage: Eukaryota; Viridiplantae; Streptophyta; Magnoliopsida; Vitales; Vitaceae
Exons: 12
Coding region: 392-3016 (874 amino acids)
Biological process (GO): carbohydrate metabolic process
Source: RefSeq, a predicted model, not a curated record
UUAGAUUGCUAUGUAUAGCGUGCAUGUAAUAAAUACCAUGAAUCUUUAUCGAUUUCUCCCUUUCUUUUUCUAUUUUCAAUCUGAUUUACCAAAAAAUAAAAAUAAAAAUUCAUAUAUGGGUCAAUUUUCUAUGAAGGAUUCUUAUCUCGCAUGAUUCUUGGUUGAGUUUUUGACUUUUUUGGGAUUCCCUAUUUCUUUUUCUUCAGUCUCUGCCCCCAAUUCGUGUGUCUUUUGUGGUGAAAAUCAACAAAUCACUGGGCUUUGAUUCCUUUAUAAAGGUAAAUGGUGUUGGCAGGGCCUUGUGCUUCAAAUAUUCAGGCAGCUUGAUGAUAUUUCUUAUCUGAAUUUGAGCUUAGAAGGGGGGGUUUUCCCUGUGAAUUUGUGUGGAAAAAUGAAGGGUAUUGUGUUGAAUCAGGCGUUGGUUGUCGUUGUUGUUUUUGUGUUAUGUGGGUGUGGUUUGGGGAAGAAGUGUACAAACUCAGGAUCUCCUCUCUCAUCACACACCCUCAGAUAUGAGCUCUUAUUCUCCAAGAAUGAAUCCAGGAAGGCAGAGGCGUUGGCCCACUAUUCUAAUUUGAUUCGCACUGAUGGCUCUGAAUGGUUGACCUCGCUUCCCAGGAAGGCUUUAAGGGAAGAAGAUGAGUUCAGUAGGGCUAUGAAGUAUCAGACAAUGAAGAGUUAUGAUGGGUCAAAUUCAAAUUUCCUUAAGGAAUUUUCUUUACAUGAUGUGAGAUUGGGUUCUGAUUCUUUACAUUGGAGGGCACAGCAGACCAAUUUGGAGUAUUUGUUGAUGCUGGAUGUGGAUAGACUGGUGUGGAGUUUCAGAAGAACAGCAGGCUUGCCAACUCCUGUCUCUCCAUAUGGAGGUUGGGAGUCCCCUGAUGGUGAACUCCGGGGUCAUUUUGUAGGGCAUUACCUGAGUGCAUCGGCGCAAAUGUGGGCCAGCACUCACAAUGAGAGUCUUAAAGAGAAAAUGUUGGCAGUGGUUUGCGCUCUUGGUGAAUGUCAAGAGAAAAUGGGCACUGGUUAUCUAUCUGCUUUCCCAUCUGAGCUAUUUGAUCGUUUUGAAGCUCUAGAAGAAGUUUGGGCUCCAUAUUACACCAUUCACAAGAUAUUGGCAGGGCUUUUGGAUCAAUAUACGUUGGGUGGUAAUGGCCAAGCUUUGAAAAUGGUGACAUGGAUGGUUGAGUACUUCUACAACCGCGUGCAAAAUGUGAUAUCAAGUUAUAGUAUUGAAAGACACUGGUUGUCACUUAAUGAAGAAACCGGUGGCAUGAAUGAUUUUCUUUACAACCUAUACCGCAUAACGGGAGAUCAAAAACAUUUUGUGCUGGCUCACCUUUUUGACAAACCAUGCUUUUUAGGUUUGCUUGCAAUGCAGGCUGAUGACAUAUCUGGAUUUCAUGCCAAUACGCAUAUCCCAAUUGUUGUUGGAGCUCAAAUGCGGUAUGAAAUCACUGGUGAUCCACUUUAUAAGACAAUAGGAGCAUUCUUCCUAGACACUGUUAACUCCUCUCAUAGCUAUGCAACUGGAGGGACAUCGGUCGACGAGUUCUGGUCAGAUCCCAAGCGGAUGGCAACAACACUUAAGACAGAGAAUGCAGAAUCAUGCACAACAUAUAACAUGCUAAAGGUUUCCCGCAACCUCUUUAGGUGGACAAAAGAAGUGGCAUAUGCUGAUUAUUACGAGCGUGCCCUGACAAAUGGUAUUUUAAGCAUUCAAAGAGGAACAGAUCCUGGAGUGAUGAUAUACAUGCUCCCACUAGGUCAUGGAAAUUCCAAGGCCCGAAGCUACCAUGGGUGGGGGACAAAGUUUCACUCUUUCUGGUGCUGCUAUGGGACAGGAAUCGAGUCAUUCUCAAAGUUAGGAGACUCCAUAUACUUUGAGGAGGAGGGAGAAGUUCCUGGGCUUUACAUAAUGCAGUACAUAUCAAGCUCACUUGACUGGAAAUCUGGACAGAUGGUUCUGAACCAAAAAGUAGAUACUGUUGUUUCUUGGGAUCCUUACCUUCGAAUCACUUUGACAUUUUCUCCAAAGAAGAUGCAGGGGGCAGGCCAAUCUUCUGCCAUAAAUUUGCGGAUACCGGUUUGGGCAUAUUCAAGUGGUGCCAAGGCAGCAAUAAAUGCCCAGGCUUUGCCUGUACCUGCUCCAAAUAGUUUCCUAUCAUUCAGAAGAAAAUGGAGCCCUGAUGACAAGUUGACCCUACAGCUGCCCAUUGCAUUAAGAACAGAGGCUAUCAAAGAUGACCGGCCCAAGUAUGCAUGUCUUCAGGCUAUACUUUAUGGCCCCUACCUUCUUGUGGGUUUGACUAACAAUGACUGGGACAUUCAAACCGAUUUGGCUGCCUCACUUUCAGACUGGAUAACUCCAAUUCCUGCCUCUUACAAUUCUCAUCUGAUUUCGCUAUCCCAAGAGUCUGGAAACUCAAGUUUUGCCUUCACAAAUUCGAACCAAUCACUUACAAUGGAGAGGUACCCUGAAUCGGGUACUGAUGCUUCUCUCAAUGCCACUUUUAGACUCAUCCUAGAAGACUCAACUUCUUCAAAAAUUUCAUCACCAAAAGAUGCCAUUGGAAAAUUCGUCAUGCUAGAACCGAUUAACUUUCCUGGAAUGGCAGUGGUGGAGCGAGGAACAAAUGAAAGCCUUGGCAUCACGAAUUCUGCUAGUGUUGUAGGCUCUUCUUUGUUCCAUUUGGUUGCAGGAUUGGAUGGAAAGGAUGGGACAGUUUCCUUAGAGUCAAAAACCCAGAAAGGUUGCUUCGUCUACAGUGGUGUGAACUAUGAUUCAGGUUCAGCCAUUAAGCUCAAGUGCAAACUGGCUUCAUCUGAUGUUGUUUUUAAUCAGGCAACCAGCUUCACAUUGAAACAUGGCAUCAGUGAGUAUCAUCCCAUCAGCUUUGUGGCAAAAGGGUUGAGAAGGAAUUAUCUUCUAGCACCAUUGCUAAGCUUGAGAGAUGAAUCUUAUACAGUGUAUUUCAACAUACAAGCUUCAAAUGGUUUAAGGUCAGCAGCCUAGGAAUACACAUAUAGCUUCAACAGAUUAGGCACUUGUUACAUGUAAUAAUUUACAAGGUUUGAUUCUGUCAGUGGCUAUUUGCCAGACUAUUUUAUUCAAAUAUAUGCUUAUUAUUUUCUGAUA